AUGGCAGUGGAAGAACACGGUUCAAGUUCCUCUGAUUCUUGGAUCGUGCGCAUGUUGCAGUGCAGGAUCUGUAGUUCGACGCGCCAGCGUUUAGAAGGAUUCAACGACAUGGAGAUUCUUGCGAAGCUCGGCCAAGGCGCGUUCGGAAAAGUCUUCCGCUGCCGCGAUCGGAAAACUGGCCGCCUCGUCGCCGUGAAACAAAUCGAGAUUCCGCCAGGCCUUACUAUGAUCACGCGUUCCAUCAAAAUGACCAGAGAAAUGGAUCUUCUAAAGAAAGUACUCGAUCAUGACAACAUUGUGAGGUUGCUGUAUCAUGUGGUUACCGAGGAUAAGAAAUAUUUGUAUCUCGUGUUUGAGCAUCUGGACUGUGAUCUUCAUCAGUACAUUAGAGAACAUAGUCACACUGUAGAUCCAGCGAUUAGAAAGAAUUUUCUGCGUCAAAUACUCACUGGAGUGGCGUACUGUCAUGCGAAUCAGAUUCUCCACAGAGAUUUGAAGCUAAAGAAUCUGCUGAUGGAUCGAUCUAAGAACAUAAUCAAGCUAGCUGAUUUUGGCCUGGCUAGAGCAUUGGGAGAUCCUGCUCAGCAUAGUCAAAAUUUGGGAACUCGGUGGUAUAGGGCUCCUGAACUUUUGUUUGGCCUUCCAUAUUCAACCCCAGUUGAUUUGUGGUCUGUGGGGUGUAUAUUUGGUGAGAUGGUUAUUGGAAAUCCAAUAUUCAAAGCUCUUCAUUUUGUCGAUGAUGAAUUAGAGGCGAUAUUCAGAGUGUUAGGUACCCCAACAGAGGAAACCUGGCCAGGAGUUACUAGCUUUAAUGACUUUCAGAACAUCCGCCAAUAUAAACCAUUGGACCUGGAGACAAUUUUUGCUGAUCUUGGCACAGCUGGCCUUGAUCUUCUCACUAGUAUGCUUUGCCUGGACCCAAGUAAACGAAUUUCUGCUGAGGCUGCUCUGGAACAUGCUUACUUUAAUGAUUGA
This is a messenger RNA of Lotus japonicus, 975 nucleotides long. RefSeq names its product cell division control protein 2 homolog. Gene Ontology annotation, molecular function: ATP binding; cyclin binding; cyclin-dependent protein serine/threonine kinase activity. Gene Ontology annotation, biological process: regulation of gene expression; regulation of G2/M transition of mitotic cell cycle; signal transduction. The transcript has 8 exons. The record is from RefSeq and is a predicted model, not a curated record. The coding region runs from base 1 to 975 and encodes 324 amino acids. Gene Ontology annotation, cellular component: nucleus; cyclin-dependent protein kinase holoenzyme complex; cytoplasm. Lineage: Eukaryota; Viridiplantae; Streptophyta; Magnoliopsida; Fabales; Fabaceae.